Durio zibethinus is the source of this 1049-nucleotide messenger RNA. Its product is annotated as profilin-2-like. The record is from RefSeq and is a predicted model, not a curated record. Gene Ontology annotation, molecular function: actin monomer binding. Gene Ontology annotation, cellular component: cell cortex. Lineage: Eukaryota; Viridiplantae; Streptophyta; Magnoliopsida; Malvales; Malvaceae.
AAGGGGGUUGGGAGAGAGGGUCAUGGGGCUAUGGGUGCUAAAAUAAAGGCGGACGUGAAUGGCAGUGAUUAAAAGGAGUAAACGAACGGCUGAGAAAUCAUCAAACCAGCUUUUUCAAUGCUUUCCAUUCCUUAUUCCUUGCAUCCUUAUUUAUCGUCCCUCCCCCUUCAACCUUCACCAUUACCAAACUUGAGUCUAUUCUCCCCCCAAUACCAUUUCACGCAACAUACACAAAACAAAGACCCCCAACAUCUCUUAGUAAAUCAAACCAACUUACAACAAACGAAGAAAAUGUCGUGGCAAACUUACGUAGAUGAGCACUUGAUGUGUGACAUCGAUGGCCAAGGUCAGCACCUUGCUGCCGCUGCUAUCAUUGGCCAUGACGGCAGUGUCUGGGCUCAGAGCUCUACCUUCCCUCAGUUCAAGCCUAAUGAGAUCGCUGACAUCAUGAAAGAUUUUGAUGAACCAGGCCACCUUGCCCCUACAGGCUUACACCUUGGUGGCGCAAAGUAUAUGGUCAUCCAGGGUGAGCCUGGUGCUGUCAUUCGUGGAAAAAAGGGAUCAGGAGGGAUCACUAUUAAGAAAACUGGACAAGCUCUGAUCUUUGGCAUCUAUGAAGAACCAGUGACUCCAGGACAAUGCAACAUGGUUGUUGAGAGGAUGGGUGAUUAUCUUGCUGAUCAGGGCCUGUAGUCGACCUACCUUUAAAAUUCAAUGCCUUUCUUGUUUUUAAGUUCUGGUUCCAAGUAUUUUGCAUCUUCUCCCAUUUAAAUCUAUGGCUGUCAAGAUGGUUUGAUUGGCAUUUGGACUUGGUUGAUUCACUUGCCUCCUUCUCCAUAUAUGUUUUUUUUUUUCUUUUUGGGUUCUGUGUGUAAUCCCCAUCAGUGGUUGCGGUAUCUAUUUUUUGUUUGGCACUAUUUGAUGCCAUUUUUUUUCUAUGUUUUGGAUUUUCCCUAUAAAGAAAGUUUGAAUAUGCCAUUUUUCUUUGUGAAUGAGAGAAUUAUAUUUCAGGUUCCUUGAUUGUCACUUGCUUUCCUGAUUAGUUCAAA